AUGGAUAGCAUCGAUCAGAACGUGAUGCAGCAGGUUAUUUCAGCUCUAAAUGAAUUCCAUACAACAACAGAUCCAAAACGAUCGCGAGAAUUAAAUAAUGCACUGAAUACGUUAACAAAAUCUGAGAAAGGAUUCAUGAUGUCAUUUCAUUUCCUUUCUUUCGAUCAGCCAACCACUGUUCAACAUUUUGGCGCAUGUAUUUUUUACGAAACUCUACGGGAACAGUGGGAGAGGUACUUAUCGAAUGAUGUACUGGUUGCACGAAUCAAGAAGACGCUUCUGGAAAAAUUGGCACUGGGUGCUUCAUUUCUAAACCAGUCAGUUACAAACAAGCUUACUUCAUCACUUGCAAUUUUCGCCUUGUAUUGUAUACCUGAUAUUUGGCCGGAACCGAUUCAUGAUCUAGCUACAGUCUGGAGUGACAAACCAGAAUUGCUGCUACGUGUUUUGGCUGAGUUACCGGUUGAAUUCGACCGCGUGCAUUUGCAUUUAGAACAGCGAUCCAUUUUAAAAUCAUCUUUACAUCAAAACGCUGAGGACGUCAUAAGGAUUAUCAAUAUAAUUUUAUGUGAUGAAGAUGCGCAGCCGUCUUUGAGGAACGCAGCAGUCGAGUGUCUUGAACAAUGGCUUAAGUUACCCGGUUGUGAUUUAAUGCAGUGGCAACCAGCACUUCUACCAUUUUUAGGAAAUAUUGUUGAUAAAGCUGCAUUAGCUCGAAUUUUAAAUGUUCUCUCAACACAUGCAGAUUUGCGUUAUAUGGAAAAUUUAGCUAUGGAUCUGGCUACGUUUCUGGCAAGCAUCACAUGCGUGGCGAUAACUGAACAGCUUGAUUUCUUAAACGAGCAGUACAAAGAAAUAACCAAUGCUAAUAGAAAUGAUUAUGUAUCUGAGCUUGAAGAUUAUGGAUACUUAGUGUCCUCUUUGGCUGGAUUUUUUGAAAUUACAAUGCGCUCAUUGCUGAUCGGCUGUAUUCAAAAGCGGAAUGACGAAGUCCUGAAGUUACUAUGCACGUUUUUUGAAAAAGUCUCCAUGUGGCCUGGUAUUUAUUGCUACGAUGAGAUCAUAUCAGACGCUUCAGAAACUUUUUGGAACAUUCUGAAAGAAGAUUUACUCUCUCUGGCAGCGUCACGUGGCAUUGAUGGCCUGACAAGUGAUUUGAUUGCUGAUUGUAAUGCAUUUUAUACACGAUUAUUAUGGUCUGCUGCAACGAAGCUUGCAUAUCCACCUCAAGACAUACUUCAACAAUUCAGCUUGGAACAAAUCGAAAAAUUUGAGAGAUAUCGUUUCCAACGAGUGGAAAUUUCAUUGAAUGCUUAUGAAAUUAAACCAUUCGAGUGUACAUCGAUAUUGGUAAAAUUAUUAGAUGAAGCGGUUAAGAAAGGCAAUAUACGCGAGAUUGAGUCAGUUCUGUAUCUAUUUGAACGAAUAGCAGAUUACAUGACAGAGAAUGACGAUAUCACCAUCAAUGAGAUCUUAAAGCAUUCAGCAAUUCUUCUAUCUUGGCAAAUUUCCGAUGACAUUUACGCAGCGAGCCAACUUGGGAAAUCUUUAAUGAAUCUUUUCUACUCGUUGUCGCAUCUCAUAUGUACUGGAAACGAAGCAAACAAGCAGGAAUCAAUUUGUAUCAGGCUUGCAGUGUUAUUCAUCGAUGUAUCCGGUUCUACUGAAGAAGCACUCAAAACUCUUGAUAAAUUUCUUGAGUCUCGAACUUCUCACAUUGAAGUGAUUGAUCUGGCAGUUCAGAGAUGUUAUCAGUUUUUCAUAAAUGACCAUCAUUGUUGGAAAUUACGUAUUUACGCUCUUCGAUGUGUGGGCUUAUCUUUAGCCCUUCAUGAUUCAGAAGAUGCUCUGAAAUGCCUUAAUUCAAUCCUUGCACCACGCCUCAGUACUUUACAGAUGAUUGUUGAAGGUCAUAUACAGACGAGUUCACAGUCAGAAAAGAGUCUUGAAGAUGAAUGUGCUUUUGAGCUUGAUGUUCUUUGUACUUUAAUUGAUACUCAGAAGCCCAAAGCGAAUACUCAUACAAAUUGUGAGCAGUCAAGAAAUCGAAAUGGGAGUGUAGUUCACAGCAUCUUGUGGCCAUCGCUUCCCUUAUUGUUGGAUUUACUCCGGAACUUCAUGUCUUCUCAAAUCUUAGUUGAGAAAGUCUGUGAUGUUUUACGUUCGGGCAUGGUAGCCAUUGAGGAUAAUGUGGAGACAUUAUUUGAGUCAUAUUGUGAUGUCAUUGAUUUUGUCGUACUCAAACAUCCGAUUGCUGCUUGCAAGUUAGCAAAAUCAUUAAUCUUAAUAUGCUCAAGCAAAAGUAUCGAUGACAUGACAAGGAAACUGGCAACACGAAUGUCGUUGUGGUUUACCAUUAUCAAUGAAUCAGUAAAUGAAUUCUGUGAAGAAUAUAUUGAAUUGGCUUAUCAUAUUGUGAAGAAGGAUUGGAAGUUCGUAUGUAUUUCAACACUACAUGGAUGGAAUUUUCUAAGGGCUGUCCGUGAUAUGUCGCUCAAGAUAUUAUCCAGUAGCAGUGAGACGAAUUUGUGUCGAAAAAGUUCAGUUUUGCUAGCUACGAUGAUUAGGAACAUAAUGCAUUGUGACAAAUUCUCUGAAGUUCUUCAUGAAGCUGGAGAAUGUGUUAUAAAUGUUGUAUUCAACCGAUUGCAAACUGAAUUGAUGAAAUCAACUACAGAAGCUCUUUCGGAGAUUUUGAUGUUAAUUGCUCGAAUCUACCCUCAGGAAACCAGGCGUUGUUUAAACGAUCUACCGCAUGGCAAUGCUCAAGAAGUUGUUAAUAUGUUAAAAGAAACUCAUAAUGCCAAGACUUUCAAAUAUCUGGCAUUACAGUUCAACUUGAAAAGACGAAAAGAUGUGAAAACCUGA
Thelazia callipaeda (thelaziosis nematode) is the source of this 2868-nucleotide messenger RNA. Lineage: Eukaryota; Metazoa; Nematoda; Chromadorea; Rhabditida; Thelaziidae. The record is from the annotation of a GenBank genome assembly.